AUGGACCUCAAAGAAGGAAAUUACUUCAUCUCUUACCAUGAUACAUCUGGUCAUGUCUUCCCCAUUGCUCGUCGCCUUAAUGACGACAGCACUUGUCCCCAAGCGCCAGUUGUCAAGUAUGCUGAGCCCAUUCCACCCGAAUUGGCAACGUGGAAGCUCGAGGGACCUUUUACCCCCAACACAUACUUUUUAUACAACGGGAACAAAGAAAAACCCGCCGACUACAUCGAUAAGUUCGUCUGGUUGAAAAAGGGAGAUCCUCAGGUAUGGAGAAUUGAACCCGCCUCUACGCCAGGAACAUACAUUAUCCUGUGGGACGCUGACGACGAAUUUGGAUGGGUGGUUCCCGACGGCUCCGGAGACGAAGCUCAGAUCGAAUGUCGUGAAGACGCUGAGCCAUCUGUGUUCAGUUUUGUCCCUGUCCCUCCUCAGGAAUGCUCCUGA
Messenger RNA from Marasmius oreades (fairy-ring Marasmius), 444 nucleotides. RefSeq lists its product as uncharacterized. Gene Ontology annotation, molecular function: serine-type endopeptidase inhibitor activity. The transcript is spliced from 4 exons. The record is from RefSeq and is a predicted model, not a curated record. Bases 1 to 444 code for a protein of 147 amino acids. NCBI's taxonomy places the organism in Eukaryota, Fungi, Basidiomycota, Agaricomycetes, Agaricales, Marasmiaceae.